AUGUCAAAAUGCAAUCAUAAAAAAGUUCUGACUAGCGUAAAUUCAUUUUGUAAAGAAUUAAUGAAUUUUAAAACUUUUGAAGAAGAGACUAUCCUAGAACGAUGUAUAGAAUGGUAUAAUAACUUUUAUGAGCGUUACUGUGAUCUGCAACUCACUGAGGGUCCAGCAUCUAAAAGAAAAAAUAUACUUUUCACAAAAAUUGUUGGAGCUGUUACAAGGAACGACAAUUAUAAAAAAAAGAGACCACAAGAUGACAGCGAUGAUAACAAAGCAGGCCCGUCUAAUGAAAAACGUAGUCGGCAAGAGGAUUUAUCACGUGAAAGUACAAGAAUAUAUUUAGAGUCUUAUCAAUGUGAACAAAUCGAGCUACGAAUACUUGAGCAUUCAAUCGAGGCUGAAGGACCUCCGAUUGAGUGGGAAUUCAGUACACCAAAACAAAAUUGGCUAGAUAAAAUAGCACAGGAGCAUCAAUUGCUAACUUCUACAAAUCCAAUCUUGUGGAAAAUCAUUGAUUUAUUUGAUCAAAGAAUCACAAACCUUUUAUCAAAAAAUGAAUUAUCAGAAUUAAAUACAACAAUUUCAGCUUCUCUUAAAAAUUGGACAAUCUUGGAACCUAUGGCAGAGAAAUAUCUAUAUUCUUUAGCAAAACUUGAUGGCAAUCAACUUCGCAUCAUUGGUGAAAUUGUAAGGCCCAAAGGUAUACACAGCACAAUCCUUGAACUGCAAAAAAUAUUAAAUAACAUUAAAGAAAAAUCACCCGAAAAAUCUGAUGAUGAUCUCUUUGAUGAUAAAGAUACUUUUGAAAAUGAUGAUAAAAACUUUUAUGAAGAAAUCCUAUUAUCUACCGAAGAUCACACGAAUGCUGAUGUUGCAUUCAUUUUCGAUUUAAUUAGAUUUACUGUGUUUGCUAACAUCAAUUUUCAGAAACAUGAUUUAAGGAAAGAAUUGCGCUGGGGUCGUGAGUUUUCCCUUUGUGAGAGAACUAGUUCCAAAUGUGAAGAUACGUCAAAGGUUCUUUCGAAUACUCUUAAGAAAUUAUUAUCCAUUACUAUUUCUCGGUUUAAAAGUAUAAAGAGCAGAGCAGAAAAAGAAAAAUUUGCUUCUGGGAAAGUGGUAAUUCCCGCUAGACAGCAGGAACACAGAUCAUCCCAAAAAUAA
Funneliformis caledonium is the source of this 1158-nucleotide messenger RNA. The record is from the annotation of a GenBank genome assembly. NCBI's taxonomy places the organism in Eukaryota, Fungi, Glomeromycota, Glomeromycetes, Glomerales, Glomeraceae.